AUGUCUGUGGGCCGUCGCGUAUGCGCCGCGUUGCAAAAAAAAAAAAAAAGAUUUGCCGCGACAUCGACGCGGAGGUGGAGCUGGAGCCUCGGGGAAUCGGCUGUUUGCCCCUUUAUUGACGCGUUACCACUGCACCUGUGCCAACGAGCCAAGCAUGAGACGGAGCGGGACUUGAACUUUGUGCUGCUGUCAUCAUGCAACCAGCCUCAUACCUCCGACGAAGUGUUGCGUUGCUGUUGCGCAGCCAUGUUUUCGGCAGCGUGCUUAAUCAAACACAUCGCGGUUACAAUCCCGUCUGCCGCGGUUGCAGCGACUGUGGGGCGAACAUUUGCAACGGCACAGGCGGCCUCGCUACACACUCUUCAUUUCACGUUGCAUGAUGUGGCGUUCCUGCGGGAUGACUCCGCCCUCGCCGCCUUGCUGCAAGCUGCUAGCACUGCCUCAUCCCACCGUAAGUCUUUCCGCGUCACAAUCGUGGCGUGUGAGCUGCAGCACAGAUUACACUGGAACCAGCAGGCUGUCAGGGCCAUUGCUGCCAAUAUUCAUUCUUUGGCACUGCAAGUAUUAUCGUUGGAGCAUGUAGACCUGCAGGGGGUGAAUGAAGAAGAUAUGAUGCCACUCUGCGAGGCCAUAUAUCCCGUUGCCGUUCGCUGA
This is a messenger RNA of Trypanosoma rangeli, 654 nucleotides long. RefSeq names its product putative leucine-rich repeat protein (LRRP). Lineage: Eukaryota; Euglenozoa; Kinetoplastea; Trypanosomatida; Trypanosomatidae. The coding region runs from base 1 to 654 and encodes 217 amino acids. The transcript has a single exon. The record is from RefSeq and is a predicted model, not a curated record.